Molecule: messenger RNA, 4048 nt
Organism: Rhipicephalus sanguineus (brown dog tick)
Lineage: Eukaryota; Metazoa; Arthropoda; Arachnida; Ixodida; Ixodidae
Gene: Snrk
Product: SNF-related serine/threonine-protein kinase
Exons: 5
Coding region: 243-2480 (745 amino acids)
Biological process (GO): microtubule cytoskeleton organization; protein phosphorylation; intracellular signal transduction
Cellular component (GO): cytoplasm
Molecular function (GO): protein serine/threonine kinase activity; tau-protein kinase activity; ATP binding
Source: RefSeq, a predicted model, not a curated record
UAUGAUCGCUGCAGGAGGUAAAGGAUGAAGCAACUAUAAAAAAACUAAAACCACGAGAGCACGGUGUGCGCAAACGUCUGCGCAGUAGGCGCCGCUACGUCUGUUGACUGCUGGUCGGUCCAGUAACCACUUACAGUUUUUUUUUUCUUUAUUUCUUCCUGCGAAGGCGUCUUCGCCUGUGGACGACACGUUUAAUCUGCGGCACAGCGGGGCUCCCGGUGGGAGCGGCAGCGGGCCAAAGAAUGAACAGGCCUAAGCAUCAGCAGCAGUAUGACCCGAAGAUUGCGGGUCUCUACGAUCUUGGCGACACGCUCGGCCGGGGCCAUUUUGCGGUAGUGAAGCUCGCUCGGCACGUCUUCACGGGGGAGCAAGUGGCCGUGAAGGUGAUCGACAAGACGAAGCUGGACGACGUUUCAAGGGCCCACUUGUUCCAGGAGGUGCGCUGCAUGAAACUAGUGCAGCAUCCGAAUGUUGUGCGGCUGUACGAAGUCAUCGACACACAGACGAAACUCUACCUUGUGCUGGAAUACGGCGAUGGGGGAGACAUGUACGAUUACAUCAUGAAGCACGAUCGGGGCGUCAGCGAGCAAGCCGCACGCAAGUACUUUCGCCAAAUCGUGCACGCCAUUUGGUACUGCCACAAGCUGCACGUCGUGCACCGCGACCUCAAGCCGGAAAAUGUGGUCUUCUUUGAGAAACUCGAAAUGGUCAAGCUCACGGACUUUGGCUUUAGCAACAAGUUUUGUCCUGGCCAGAAACUCGAGACUUCUUGCGGCUCCUUGGCUUACUCGGCUCCCGAAAUCCUCUUGGGCGAUUCGUACGACGCGCCCAAAGUCGAUGUCUGGAGCCUGGGAGUUAUUCUCUACAUGCUGGUUUGUGGCCAUGCCCCUUUUCAAGAAGCUAAUGACAGCGAGACUCUCACAAUGAUAAUGGACUGCAAGUACACCAUCCCUCCACAUGUCUCCGAUGACUGCAAAAGAAUGAUAGCUCGCAUGCUUAUCCGUGAUCCGGACAAACGUGCAAGCUUGGAGGAAAUUGCUGCUGACCCAUGGCUUGCUACAGGCGAUGCCCCACAGCCUGCUGACCACCUACCUCUUAUCCACAGGGAGCAUCUAUCCGAGGAGGACCACUCACACAUAAUACAGAAAAUGGUUAAUGGCUGCAUUGCAAGCAAGGAUGAGAUUCUUGAGGCUUUGGACCGCAAUGAGUACAACUACAUGACUGCUACAUAUUAUCUUUUGGCUGAACGUAAGCUUCGUGCACAACGCCAAGAAAAAGCUCAACAGCUCAACCGUACUUCUAGGGCAGAUCUUUCUCCUGUAGCGGUUACACCAGGUGUGUCCUCAGCAGCACCAUCACCUGCACAAGAGAGGCCUAACGUGGCUCAAGUGCUGGCCUCCCCAGGUGGCCUGCCAAGUAUUGCGCUGGAUCCCUCUGCGGGCCAUCCCCUUGCUUCGCUGCUUAGUGUGUCCUCAGGCCCUCUCGAAGAUGACUCGUCCCUGGCUGUGCCAAGGUCCAGUCUGCCACUGGGGCGAAAAUGCAGCAUAGUGCGAGAAGAAGAUGACCUGUCUUCUCUCGCCCCUUCCCACUCACCACCCAUCCGAGGUGCUGUUUUUUCAGAGGAAAAUGAGUCAGCGGAGUCUGAUGAACGAGCUGUGCGGCCCGUUCUUUCCCUGCCCACAGCCCCCAGUGCACCCUCUCCUCCAAUACCUGAUGGAGCUCCCCAACGACAAUCACCCACAGUGCGACUGCGCUGCAUUCCAGGCCGGCGUCUCCAUGCAGUCAAGAGCUCCCCUCAGUUGCUGGGUGGUGCAGGUGACAUUCGUGUGCGAUCAGGAGUGGGCAAGCUGCGUGUGCAUGUAGCUGGCCGCAAUCGAACGACAAGCUGCAGUAGCUCUGAUGAUGAGGAAGGUGACAAACGGCGCCAUCCUCCCACAGCAAAAGGUGACACACCACUCCAGGGAAGCCCAUCGGGCAGUGUCCUUCCAUCACCACAUGCUCAUGAUGAGGGCUACUCAGCAGACAGUACCGAUAGCUUGGACAUUCUACCCGAUCCAGCUCCACGGCUCACUAACUCUGUGUCUUGUGGUGACUUGACAGUAGAAGAAUCUCCUGCGUCCAAAAGUGAUGAAGGCGCAUCAUCUUCAGCUGUUCAGUGUGCUGAUAUAGUCCUUGUAGAAGAAAUGGCAUCAGCGGAUGCUCCACGAAUCUCUAAUAGCUUCAGCCUUGCUGCAGGACUAAGCUGCCUUGGGCGUAAGUCAAGCCGUGAUGAGAUGCAAAGCAGCCGGUCACGCCUUGGAAGCAGCCUUGCCAAGCUAGUCCCCAAUGGAAGUCGAAAUAGUGCCUCCAACAAUGCUGGGGCGGUAGCGCUGAAGCCCCAAUUGGACAUCAACCAGAAUGGAUUCCGAAAAGGCCGCAGCAAAAGUCAGUCUGGGGUAGUAGAUGUGAAACUCGCGUCCAAGUGCUGCACACUUUGUUAAAGAGAAAUGCUUCCGUGACAAUCUCCCAGAACCGAGAAUACUCAGAGCCAUCCUACAGUAGGUGGAUCACAUUCCUGGGGGGACCAUGCCACGUUUGUUUCUUCCAUGAUUAGCUGUUGUUACCCGUUGGAUGCCUAAAAAUGGCAGAGAGCCAGAGAGGCUCACAGGCAUUACUUAGCUUUCAUUUCCUUUGAAAGGAAAAAAAAUAAUGUCUUAUGGGCACACUUGAUAGCCACGACUUAUCCAGUUGCCGAAUGCAUAGGCUAGAACAUUACUUUUGUUUCAUAAAUCGUGGAGAGGCUAUAGUGCAAUCAAUAUCGCAAGUGUCGCAUACUAGCACCACCAAAGUUUUAGGAGUUUUGCAUGAUUUAUUCAAGAAAAUGAACACUGCUUCUUUUAAACGACUGCCAUUAAAUUUUCUUUUCAUUGCGUUUUAUUAUGGCACAAGGGUUAAUAGCAGCUGGAGGCUAAUUCAUUAAUUACGCUGGUAUUUCUCAUGGAAAAGUAUUAACACUUCCUUGUCAUGCAUUUGAAUGCUAGUGCACUUUCACUGGUCACUGUAUUCACUACAUAAUCACGUCUUUUGCGGGGGAAAAAGCAAAAAGUGUUCUUGCUUUGGAAUGGAAUGCGUAGCUCCUUUGAGCUUGCCACACAGUCCGAAAUAUGGCAUACAGAGAGAAGAGGAUGCCCUACGAACAGCACAACAAAGUAAACACAUGGUCAAAACAAAGCAAGUUGUUAGUACAAAAAGUUGUCCUCUUUCCUUCUUUACUCACUGUAACCUUAGUGAUGCUGUACACCAAAGUUGUAGGCAUAGUGGUGGAAGUUCAAAGGUGUUUGUCACAUUCCUAAUUCAUACAGACAUAUGAAAGUUUAUGUUUGUGUGUGGGCUUCUAUUGUGCGAAGAAACUGUAGCUGUUGUGUAAAGCUGUUUACAAGUUGUGGUCGCAGUGCAGGCACUGACUUUUUUUUUUUUUUUUUUUUUUUUUUUUUUUUUUUUGAGGUGUCAAUUGGCACAGCUUGUAAGGCUUGGCCAUCACUAGUGGUUUUAGAGCUUGUUUAUAGGAAGGAAGUGGUUUGGAUGAUGAAUGCAAAGCGAAUGUGAAAGUGUGCCACUGCACAUAUUCCCUCACGGAAAAUUCCAGUGGCCCAGGUAUGUUUGUUUGUCACUGUGGUUGCUGCUUGUGCAUUUAAAGUGAACAUGGGUUGACCCAAAAGUGGCUUGUGCUUAGUUUUAUAAAGGGCGCGACACGAGUGCAUGUAUAUACUAGGUUGUCGAAGGCAAGCUUACCACUGUGCACUCCCUGACCCAUCCCACUCUUUGUGGUGUAAAGUCGUGCAUCUUGUGUGUUAUUAGAACCAUGUCAUGUAACAAGGAGUGUGUGAAAUAGGCACUGUGCUCUGGUGUUUCAAUUGUUUUUGUCUUGUAGGUGUAUUGUGCGUGCAGGUGCCUGUCUCGUACAACCAACACAACACACAAAAAAAACAAGAACACAACUUUAGCAAUAAUUGUGAAAAAUGUAAAUGUAGAGUUGUUUUAGUAAAAACAAAAGCUUGUUAACAAACAA